GAGCGGAUCUCUCACGCGCUCUGAACACCGGAGCGCGCCUCCGGAGCACUCUGUUGGCUGUGUGACGCUCGUCCCGCAGAGCCGGGUGAGCGAGUCAGAAGACAUGUAUGAUCGGCACACUGUGGGGCCGUUGUUUAGGGCUGCUGUGUUGGACAACUGGAGAGGAAUAAUGCUGCGCUGAGUCAACACGAAAUAGGUCAGGGAUGGUGGAAGAGGACGCCGGUCAUGUGGUGAAGGAGAAAACAGAGGCACGGACAUCGGAAUGCCACAGGCUGUCUCGCUGCUGCCCUUCCUGCUGGCGCUCAUGGGAUACGCUUUCGCAGGGCUCAAUAUCUGGCCCUCCCUCCACGCUGCCCUUAGCAACGCCAGUGUAUUUGUGGACUUCAGCACAAAAUCCAACAGCAGCACCGUCCGCAACACGAGCCUCUCUCUGGUCAACACAGAAACCAACACCACCCUUCUGACCAGGACUCUCCCCAGCGACCGAUCGGCUGGCAGGGUGGAGUUCAACUGUUCCUGCUUCCUGUAUGCAGGAACUUUCCGGUUCCUGCUGAGGCAGACCAGCAUCGCUGUCGUUUCUCGUGCUAAUGACACACGAGACGGUAGCGCGGAGAGCACCGCCUGGUGGUGGAGUUCAGAACUGCAGGUGCAGUGGCCCACCUUUCACAUCGCUGUGGAACGGGCCGGGAACCACUCAGGAUCUUUUCAGGUUGGGAUCUCCACUAAUGAACACUUCCAGGCUUGUUCCAACGGCAUGGAUUCAGCUGUCUUCCUAGAAGUCAGCUACGUGGAGUACAACCAGAUAGGGCGAAACAGCAUUGACAAGGUCCAAGCCCGCACGCGCCACCCAAUCAAACCGCUCCGUUCCCAGAGUAUUGAGCUGUCCUGCGCCUUCCCCUUCACAGAAAGAGACUUCAUCCGAGUGGCUCUACGCUCUCCUCAUGUAGCACAGGAUGUGAAGAGCUCUGGACCUCUCUACCUGUCACGCAUCUUCUCCUAUAAGCUGCUGGUGGAAAACACCAACGCUUACAGGAGCGGCUGUGAAGGGACUAUGACUGUUAAACUGAUAAGCCCUCCUUGUGCUCACAUCAGUGGGAAAGUAUUGCUGUAUAAGGAAGCAGAUGUUGGGAGAGGGGUUGCUGUUUCCUCUGGGAUGGAAGCAGGUGGAACAGCACUGAUGGGGUUCGGACCAGAGGAUCCCUCUUCACCUCUGUUGGCCUUUAACUGGCUGACUCAGGGAGAGAACGAGACCGAAUUCAACUGUUCUGUGUUUAUCCCGGGGAGGAACAAGUACUGCUUUCGCUUUGUCUUCAACUUCAGUCGCUCUCCGAGUCCUGCACAGACCUGUCUGGUGGUAUACAAGAGUGCAGAGUCAUGGGGCCCGUGGCUGCCAUGGAGUGUGUGCAGUGUGAGCUGUGGGGAGGGAGUGAGGGAGCGAGUGCGCAAGUGUUUGCUGCCCUCAGGUGUGGGAGGGAUGCAGUGCACCGGCAUGGUGAAGGAGCAGUCCCUCUGCUCGCUGGAGGACUGUGUCGUGUUGCCCGCUCCUUCUCCAUCUCUCCCCACUGUGGCUGUUGGAGUUGCACCCCUAGGCGGUAACGUAGUCGUGGUGGCUGGUAUCUCCAUUUGCCUGGCUGUGAUUCUGGCUACUGUCGUGGUGACUUUGUGGAGGAAGCUUUGCAAGACCCCUCAGUGCAGCUCAGUCCGCAGAGGCUCCAUGCAUUCCCCCGGGGGCCGCAAGCUCUCCGACGAGGCGUCCAUUUGUGGCCACAGCCUCCAACGCCCCAGCCUGUCUGACGGCCACGGCGUGGGUGUGGGUGUAGCCCAGAAAGACAGGCCUUCCCUGGGCAGUCAGCCUCUCUCACAGACCCUGGUGAUACCUCUCUCACAGGACCCAGAAAGGCUGUCCCCCACAGGUCAGAGGUUGUUGCCACCAAUAUUUGGGUACCGAUUAGCUCAGCAACAGCUGAAAGAAAUGAAGAAGAAGGGGUUAAAGGAGGCAACACAGCUGUACCAUGUCUCCUCAAGCCCUGUCCAUGACACCGUGGUAGAGACGUCUGCUUCUCCCACAAACUCCCCCAUUCCUACACCAACUGGAUUCACUCAUCCCACACUCCCUUUGGGCCUCCGGGACGACACUGACCACAAUAACUUUCGUAUUGCAGCCACUUUUUCCGAGCCGCCAUCGCAGGCUUCUAGGGUCCCACCGGACAGACUGAGUCCCAGAGUGGAGCUGGUUUUAGGUCCUUCCGCUCAUGCGAGUGGGGGCAGCUCAAAAUGGCGCGACCGCACAGCUGACUGGGUGGAGAUGGUGGAGAGGAGUGGGGUAGCAGGUCUCAGAGGAGGAGAUGCAGGGAUGGGAAACUCCUUUCAUAAGAAUCCAAAUUUCCGCCGGACCUCCAGUUUUAAUGACACCAAACCCCAACCUCUAUCGUCUAUGCACUCCAGACCGUUCAGAGAAAGGAGCCUGACCCAGGUGGGAUCUCGGACCCUUCCUGAAGGAAGUUGCUGGAAUAAAGGAGGACGGGAGAGGCAGCCAUACAGCUCUUACGUCAUUCCAGAGCACGGGGCCCCAGAUUGGGCUAAAUUCAGAACCCAGAGGAACGACCAGAGGAAGCCCUGGACAGAGACAGCUGCUCCGUCUCACAACAAUGAACUCAAACACACAGGAACCAACACAAACAGCAUUUCAUCAUGUGAGAAAAAUGCUAAAGCGGACCUCAGCAAGCAAAGGAGCGGCGAGACGGGAGUAGGCAGAGAGGGAAUCUCAGGGAUCGGGGGUCCAGCUGCGGGGCCCGCCAACCUGAGCGUGUAUCGGGCAGAGCGGGCUGAGCAGAACUGGAAUCGCCGCGGCCCGUCGCCCAUCCAGAGGAACAUCCUGGCCCGGAAAUUAAAGGAGGCUCAGUCGUGCUCCGGGGUCAAAGGGCGGCAGCGCAGCUCCACCUUUAGCGUGUCGCCCUCGGAGCAGAGGAGCGGUCGUUGCCGCUCUCUGCCGAUGUCUGGAGGCUACAGCAGCAGCAGCGGCGGCUCGCCCUACAGGCUGAGUGACGCUGAGCAGAGGAUGUUGGACCUAGAUCUGUCAGCAUAUGUAGGGGAAGAUGAGUAGUAUACUGCACCAGGGAGGAAUUGCAUUCAUUCAUUCCAAACCUAAAUCCUCUCUGCUACAUUUGUGACUUAAUCUUAACACAGACACACAUUAUCAGUGAAGAUUGUAUUGUAUGGUAGAGGUUUUGGAAGUUUGUUUAUCUAUAAGAAAGAGAGUGAAACUUUUUUUCUUUUCUUAAAAGAUAUUUAAGUUUCAAAAAAAUGUUUUUCUAUUGUAUUUUUUAUUGGAAUUGGAAAUUUUUAUAUGCAUUAUAAUUGAAUAUAUUUUCGUCUUCAGAAUAUUUCUGUAGAUUUCUAUGUAUAUCAACUACUGGUACAGUAUUUACCAUAACAAGUCAUAUUUAACAUGUCUGUGUGCACUGUUAAACCCUAUCAAUGACAAAAUUCUACAGAAGACAGGUGAGUUUUCUGUUCUCUACUGCUGAAUGUGCUGUUUUUUAUCAUGCUGUGAAGUCCCACUGUAAAAAAAACUCUCACUAUGACGUUUAGUUUACGGUUUACGGACAAUUUUCUACGUGUGACAUAAGAAAAGUCAAGCAUUUGUCAUGUGUUUUCUGCAAAAAUGUACAAGUUGGAACAGUAUGCAGUUAUAACAGUCAAAUAUAAACAUCAGUGAGGCAUUGCGGCUGAGA
Molecule: messenger RNA, 3734 nt
Organism: Sebastes umbrosus (honeycomb rockfish)
Lineage: Eukaryota; Metazoa; Chordata; Actinopteri; Perciformes; Sebastidae
Product: thrombospondin type-1 domain-containing protein 1
Exons: 8
Coding region: 263-3103 (946 amino acids)
Cellular component (GO): cell periphery
Source: RefSeq, a predicted model, not a curated record